Anisakis simplex (herring worm) is the source of this 234-nucleotide messenger RNA. The record is from the annotation of a GenBank genome assembly. Lineage: Eukaryota; Metazoa; Nematoda; Chromadorea; Rhabditida; Anisakidae.
AUGUUGACAAAGACUCAGGAGGCAUCGAGUUCGGGUGUGAAUGCGAGUCUGCGAGUGACGAUUUGGAUGCGGAAAUCAGAUAGUAAUCCCAAAGAAACGGAGGAUGAAGAGCAUAGCCAGCAGAAGAAACUGGAUAUAGCUCGAAGGAAACGGAAGAUCGAGAAAACAACAAAAGAGAUGGACACGAAAGGCAGAAAAAGCGCGAAUUUGGACGCAAGAGGAGAUCCGUCUUGA